Messenger RNA from Pygocentrus nattereri (red-bellied piranha), 4696 nucleotides. It is a transcript of the gene ahr1b, whose product is annotated as aryl hydrocarbon receptor 1b. Gene Ontology annotation, cellular component: nucleus; aryl hydrocarbon receptor complex. Lineage: Eukaryota; Metazoa; Chordata; Actinopteri; Characiformes; Serrasalmidae. The transcript has 11 exons. The record is from RefSeq and is a predicted model, not a curated record. Bases 685 to 3477 code for a protein of 930 amino acids. Gene Ontology annotation, molecular function: nuclear receptor activity; protein dimerization activity; transcription cis-regulatory region binding. Gene Ontology annotation, biological process: regulation of transcription by RNA polymerase II.
GGGCGCGCGCGGCCGUUUCGCCUUAUCUAUUUGUUUGUUUGUUUGUUUGUUUGUUUGUUUGUUUGUUUGUUUACUCAUAAAGCGCGUUAAGCCUGUGAGAGCCCGUGACGCGUCGGGCGCGCUCUCGCCUGCACGGGAGCGAGCGAGCGCGCGCUCGGUCGUGUGUAUGUGUGUGUGUCCUGGGGAGCGCGCGGGAGCGCAGCAGCGGAGAAGAGGAGCGCGCGCGAGCCUUACAUUAAUCGCUCGUCCCUGGUUUUUAGUCGUCGAACAUUCGGCUUCGGUCUCGUCAUGUUCGCCACUCUCAGAGAGGCGCGCGCACAUUUAAGAGCUUUUAAGCAGAUUGCAGCUCGCGGGUCUGCAGGAGGCGACGCUGGAGCGCGCGCGGAGUGCUGGCUCGGAGCGACGCGGCGGACUCGGGCUGUUUAUUUGUGAUUAAUCGUGAUUAUUUGUGAUUACUCGUGAUCACUGAUGAGUUUUGCGGAGCUGCAGGAGAGCAGGCGCGUGCGUGUGGGCGCCUGAGUGCGCCUCGAGCUCUUCAGCACGGACUGUAAACUUUGCGCGCGCGCGAGUGUGUGUGUGAGAGCAGGGAAGAUGGAGGGAGUUACACAGUGAGCGCGCGGACCCUGAAUCUAUAUAAUAAUAAUAAUAAUAAUAAUAAUAAUAAUAAUAAUAAUAAUAAUAAUAAUGUACGCUGGACGGAAGAGGAGGAAGCCCGUGCAGAGAGCGGUGAAGGCUCCUCCCACUGAGGGGGUGAAGUCCAACCCCUCGAAGCGUCACCGGGACCGCCUGAACUCGGAGCUGGAGCGACUGGCCCGCCUGCUGCCCUUCCCCGAGGAGGUGACCUCCAGCCUGGACAAACUGUCCAUCCUGAGGCUCAGCGUCAGCUACCUGAGAGCCAAGAACUUCUUCACCGUCGCCCUCAAGAACCACACCAACAACAGUAACCAUGACAACAGUAAAGCUACGGGAUUGGUGGACGGAUGGCUGCCGGAGGGGGAGCUGCUUCUGCAGGCUCUCAGUGGGUUUGUGCUGGUGGUCACAUCAGAAGGGAUCAUAUUCUAUGCUUCACACACUAUUCAGGAUUACCUAGGAUUCCAUCAGACGGAUGUAAUGCACCAGUCUGUGUUUGAGCUGAUUCACACAGAGGAUCAGCAGGCUUUCAGACGGAACUUGCACUGGGCCCUAAACCCCCCACCCACUGCAACCCCAACCCACGAGUCCCCACAAGAUGGAGACGGUAUCUCCAGCUCAGCUCUGAUAACCUCUAAGCCCGAGCAGCUCCCUCCUGAAAACUCCUCCUUUCUGGAACGAAGCUUCGUCUGCCGCUUCCGCUGCCUCCUCGACAACUCGUCUGGCUUUCUGGCAUUGAAUCUACAGGGCCGUCUGAAGUUCCUCCAUGGGCAGAACAGACGACUGGACGAUGGGGGUCAGGUCCCACCCCAGCUAGCCUUGUUUGCUGUAGCCACACCCCUGCAGCCCCCCUCCAUUCUGGAGAUCCGCACCAAAAACAUGAUCUUCAGAACCAAGCAUAAGCUGGACUUCACCCCAAUGGCCUGUGACGCCAAGGGUAAGAUUGUUCUGGGCUACACCGAGGCAGAGUUAAGAGUCAGAGGCACCGGUUACCAGUUCAUUCACGCAGCCGACAUGCUGUACUGCGCAGAGAACCACGUUCGCAUGAUUAAGACUGGGGAGAGUGGCCUGACAGUGUUCCGACUUCUCACAAAGGACAAUCGUUGGAAAUGGGUGCAAGCCAAUGCUAGGCUUGUGUACAAGAAUGGCAAGCCUGACUAUAUCAUCGCUACACAAAGGCCACUCGGGGAGGAGGAAGGAGGCGAGCAUCUAAGGAAACGCUCCAUGCACCUCCCUUUCACCUUUGCCACAGGGGAGGCCUUGCUGUAUGAGACCAGCUACCCUAUUCCUGGCUUCCCUAACAACAUGCUAACCAAAGGCAAGAGUGGCAGGGCCAAGAAGGGAAAGGGGGACAAAGGCUCCAAAGAUUCGCUGGACCCAAGUUCCCUGCUGGGGGCAAUGAUGAGGCAGGACAAGUCUGUGUACGUCUGCCAACCUGCACUGGAGCCCAAACUACCAUACCACAGCAGCCUAUUUAGUGAGCAUGGACAAACUAACGCUUUUUCUGCAACUGGAGAAAGCUGGGACUCUGCCAUAAGCAGAGGUUCGAAGUCAGAACUGUUGAGUUUUGACCCCCUGCUUGCCACACUGGACUCUCUAUCCCUGGAGAGUGAAGAGAGCUGCUCCAACAGCGAGCUGUUCAAUGCGCUGGAGAACCUGGGACUAAACGCUGAGGAUCUGGAGCUUCUUCUCCUGGAUGAGAGGAUGAUCCGGGUGGAGAUGGAGCCAGAUUACAUCCCAUCCCUCAACGACCUCCUCACCAACAACGAGAUCCUGUCCUAUAUCCACGAUUCGCUGGAGAAUCAGACUGUGGAUUCUACCUGCGAUGGAGACAGUCAAGUUCCUGUUCCUGUACCAGACCCUGUUCAAGGUCCAUCUGAGUCCUAUGUCCCUCAUACUGACCCUUGUCCUGUCACAGAGCCAAAUGCUACUGCUUUGUCAAGUACGUACCUUCCAUACCACCUGUCUAGACAAGUAUCCCCUAUCCUUCAACUCUCACAGCAAAUGCAGCAGCACCUGAGUGCUCAGUCUCUACAAAACAAAUGCCAUAGCUGGAUACCUGAGCCACAGGGAAGCGAAACCAAUGUGGACAGGAUGCCUCAGAACAGCUCUGUACUAGUUAACGCAGUUACUGGGGUCCACAAUGGUCACUGGAUCCCUCAGCACACACAGGCAAGUCUGGACAAUCCCACUGAGGUCAAUAACAAGUUGCCGGACACAAACAAACAGCAACAAAAUUGGCGGGAUGGCCAGGUUCAGUCCCAGUGUCCCUACAAACAAAAACCUCCUCAUGAAAGUGACCCUCACAAUGGGGUCUACAGUGAUGCCCAAUGGCAAGGAUACAACUUUGUAGACCAGGUGGACCCCUCAACCAGUGGACCUUGUGUUGGGAAUUCCCAUGUGGAUUACAAUAUUGCCGCUGGGUCAGAGAUGGAAUUUACAACGAAUAGUAACUCAGUAGGAGACAUAUGCCAGUUUCAAAGUGUCGUCGCAACAUCCUCAUCCUUUCAGCCGGUUUAUCAGAAGCAGCAACAGCCAAAGGUCCCACCCACAUUUUUCUCCUAUACCAAUCAGAACUCCUCGCUAGAGCAUAUCCUAGUUUUACCCACACCUCAGGAACUCCCAUCACUGGAUGCCUAUGAAAUAUUUGACUCCGCCCCACCACAUGACACCAUCCACAGCAAGACGGAAAACGGCUGUGUCCUCAACUCCACCAGUGUGGCCUACACAGCAAACUGCCUGCUACCCAACGGCACCGUGGCAACCGCACCCAACAACAGCCCCGUCCCCCACCCUGAGCCCCUCCCACCAAUCCUUGAUCCGCAAACCACUGGCUUCUACCUCUAAUGGCCCCCACGCUACGGACCGAUCAGCGCAAACCUUCCCCAGGAUCUGAGGGGGCGUCGGACUGACCGUCAGGAAGAAAAGACUUGAAAAUGAAUUGUAGAGGAAACUGUCAUUCCUUGCAUUGAUCUGUAGCAGAUCCAGACGUCAACUUUUGAUGCUGAAUGAUGCGUCUGUGUUAACCUGACUUAUCGGAGUUGAUGAGUAAAGAGAAAACGAUGACAAGCGAGUGCAGUUUUAGCAGGUCUCAGGUCAUUUAGUGUUGACCUACAGAUUAUCACGCUGGUUGGCGAAGAUGCAGUGUUAGCGAUGUUAUUGGUCAGUUUGUGUCAGUGCAGUAUGCGAAAACGUGUGUGCGUGUGGCAACAAGUGUUUGUUCAUUGUCUGUAAACAAUAGUGACGAGAGCCAGAUGACAUUUAGCGUCAUUGAAACUUUUGAAAUGAUUGUCGGAACGGCAGUAUUAGGUGUUCACUGUGGAAACGUGGCAUGUAUAUUAAUUUAUUUGACAGAAUUGGCUUCGUGCUGAUUGGCUUCGUGCUGAUUGGCUUCGUGCUGGUUAGCUUCAUGGUCCUUGUAUUUGCUACUGUUUUACGGGCCAGUGUCCGUAUUGUACACAACAGCUUCAAAUAUAUAUCAGGUGUCUUCUUAAGCAUUUCGCUUCCUUCCCAACCGCAGACGGAAAAUUCUGUAUCUCUUUCCGAAGCCGUUCUGUCUUUCCCCCGGUGGGUCAACGUCCUCACGGUCAGGAACAUGCGUUCGCUUUAGCGUACUAGUCGUUUAGGACCAGUCGUUUUCUGUACCGCCGGUUCGCAGCGACAGUUUAUUUUGGGAAAUAAAAACCAAAUGUGAAAGAGAUUCUGUAGUUGAGACUGGAAGAUUACAUUGAAUGUGUCAUAUACAGUAAAGGAGUUUAUAAAAAAAAGGAAAAAAAAGAUUAUUUCAUUCCGGUGCUGCAAAGAUGUUUUAUUAGUAGUGUUAUUGUAGUGGUAUUAUAAUUCACAGAGUAACCUGAUUUGAAUUGUCCUAUCCAGGCCCCGCCCACAAGUGCGUUCUUUCAUGGCUACUGUAACGAGGUUGGGCCGACUUUACAUAUCGCUGUAAAAAUCCCAUUCAGCCUAAUGAGAAACUGUAGAACGGACUCGGUUUAUAUCACAAUACCUACAUUUAGAGUCGGUUAUUCAUUCAGUCUAAUGAGAAACUGUAGAACGGACUCGGUUUAUA